Molecule: messenger RNA, 5503 nt
Organism: Oryzias latipes (Japanese medaka)
Lineage: Eukaryota; Metazoa; Chordata; Actinopteri; Beloniformes; Adrianichthyidae
Gene: sycp2
Product: synaptonemal complex protein 2
Biological process (GO): mitotic G1 phase; female meiotic nuclear division; male meiotic nuclear division
Cellular component (GO): condensed chromosome, centromeric region; lateral element
Source: RefSeq, a predicted model, not a curated record
UGCAUUGCUUAGCUAACGUCGGAUUCGCGCGCUUGCUGCUGGGCUUCUUUUGGCCUAAAAACUGCUUUAGAAUAUAAGUAGCGUUUAGUUUAAGAAAUGUUGUCGAAAUUUGUUAUAACAGUUAGCUAUUCCUAAGAAACAUACAAUCAAGAGGGUUUGUGUCUUUUAAUUUUUAUUAUUUUCUUUUUUUUUUUUACUUAUGGCUGAUACGUACUAGGAGUUAACCGUUGGUAGACCCGAUCAACUAGCUAGCUGCAAAAGAAAUGUAUAUUUGCUGAAAAAUGUUUAAAGACUAAGUAAUUAGACUUUGACGUAGCAGUCAUCUAAAGUCUUACACUGUCUAACGAAAAUAAAUGUAAUACUCAGAUUAUAUUUUGGCAACUGUUUUUUUUUUACUGGAGUUCCUCCUGAGAACAGCGCGGCCUAGCGGUGGUGAGUGUUUUUAAGAAGCUAAAAUGGCAGCAAGUCAGAUCUUCCAGCUGGAGAGUGCAAUGGAUCAAGUGCUAAAACGUGGAAAUGUUCAAGUUCUUGAAGACUUUUUUGAAAGAUUCACGGAUCAAGAGACCCUCACGCAUUGUUCUCUGCACUUUGUUGAAAAAUUGGACGACUUUGUCUGCAAAAGUCUAGAUCAAAAUGGUGCCAGAGCAGCCAGUUUGGGUUUUGCAAGUCUCCACAAGUUAGGAAAACACUUGAAACUACCAGAUGGUCAAGGGCUUUCAGAGUUAAUUAACAAAGGACUGAUAAAAAAGAUGGUACAGUGGUUGGACAAAUGCAAACAGCUGUGGAUCUUGCGUGGCCCACACUGGGAUGAGGCUUUGUUCAAUUUAUGUGAGAACUUCUUGAAUGCUCUAAUGGUGGUUCAUGAGUCAUCGAAAGAAGGAACAAACAAAAUUACAGAGUACUUCCUGUAUCCUGUUGGUCAGUUGGCAGUAGAUCCCAGAAUCUACAUCCUGAUCCAGAAAGAGGCCAUACGAAAAUACAACUUAAUCCUGGACAAAAUUCCAAUGGAACUUAAGAAACGGAGGAAGAUCCUAACAUCGCAGGAAGCAUCGGAUUUCAUGACCAAACUUGCUGGUCGAAUAAUGGAGGGUGGUGAUUAUGACCUGCAGUCAUCACUGAUGGAAGCGUUAUGCAGAAUGGCGACUCCUGCCCAGAGGAAAAAACUUGCAGAUCAGUGGUUCAGUUUGGGCCACGUGGCCACUGCCUUCACUCAGAUCAGAGACUCUGAGUUUGAGACGGCGUGUCGCACGUUUUUGAACAUGGUGAAUGGCAUGCAAGGAGAGAAGAGAAGAGUGUGUUCUUUUCCAUGUUUGGAAGUUUAUCUGGGAAAGUGUGAGCUCCUGAUGCCUUCAGAUGAGAAGCUUGAAGAGUUCUGGAUUGAUUUCAACCUCGACAGUCGCAGCAUCACCUUUUACUGCUCUUUACCUGAAGAGAAGGAAGGCCACUGGGAGACGAUCUGCAUUAGUGAGAAUGAAGUUGAAAGCUACUCUGUUACAGAGGAAAAAAAGAGGCAGGUCUUGAAGAUAAAGCUAUCUGAGGUGGUGGUGGUUGGUGAAGUGGAGGGAUCCGGACUCACCAUUUCCUUCAGUUCUGCCUUGGACAUCCAACAGGCUGCUCGCAACGUCUUUGGCAAAAUUCAAAACAAACAUACAUCUGUAUCAAAAACUGCAAUAGAAAUGAGCAGCACCCAGAUUGUUCCAGAGAGCCAGGUUUCCCUAAGUGGGAGCGAGAAAACGGUUGCAGCCCCUACUUCACGUUUUCCCGCUGGAAAUCUACAGAUGGUGACUCCUUCCAGGAUGAAGAUGUCAGAGUCCACAGGCUUUGUAAGGACCAGUGGAAGUGGGAAAGUGAAGCAUGACUAUUUUGCUGCCUUCAAGUCAUGCGACAAGGACAAAGACAGAUCCUCUGUGCACAGAGUGUCUUUGUGUGAUACGACUGUUCGAAUCAGCACAAAUACAGGUGGCAUUAAACGACAGCAGAAGACUUCAGAGGCAGAAGCAGCAGAAAUGUUUCUACCUGAUCAGAAUGGAGACAAGUCUCAAGAGCAUGAAAUUGUACCUGACACCCAACAUAGAUCUGGGUCAAAAAUAUCAUCUAAUUGGAGCAAAUUGUCAAUUUCGGAAAUAAUAACAAUGCCAACUCAGAAAGUUUGCUCUUUGUCCCAUCAAGACUCUCGUUCACAUUCUGUGGGACCGCAGCACUCUUCCUCCUCAGGACAAAAAAUGUCCGUUUCCCACCCAGACUUAGUCGUCCAAAAGCAAUUUCAUAGUGAGCUGACUCUGCGCCUGCAGCAGGUCCAAUGUGAGAGGAACACAGAUCCUCCACUUCAGCACCCAGCUGUGCUACCCAAUAUCAGAGGGCGCUCACAAGACAGACGCUCAGGAAAGCUGGAUGCUUUUCCUUCACUUGCUCCCAAAGUGGAGCAGACUAAAAGAAAGAAAAACACUGAAGAGGAAUGCAAAGGCAAUUUGUCUGUGGAGGCCGUCGCAGCAGAAGUCAAGUGCUCCACAGCCAGAACAGCACAAAAGAGAGAGAAAGUUAAGGAGAAUACUAAGACGACCCUUUCAAGCCAUGAGAAAAGAAACGCAGAUGUGGCUGGCAAUAUGGUGAAGUUCAUUUCCAGCCAUUAUGGUAAAAACACCCAAACCACAGAAAAUCCAGUCCACUCUGGAGACAGUCCCACCCAGAAAUCCAUCCCCCCUGUUAUAAACAGUAGACCAAAUUUUAACAUGAGCUGGUUAUCAAAGGAUAAAGGGAAAAUAUCUGCAGCUCCGAGCUUUGCAAAGUCCAACAAAAAAAGUGCAACAAACUCAAUCAGGCAAAGAAAAGAUGUCUUUGAAUUUAGCCUUGAUUCUCCUCUCAGUGUUGGGAGGAAGAACAAAACCCAAACUGAUAUCUCUGCCAUUUCAAGCAGCUCCUCUGCCGUUGUCAGCACAACCAAGAAAGCAAGGCCUGAGACUAAAAAUAAGCCCAAAAGUAAAAAGCAUUUGUUUAGUGAUACAGAUGUGGAAACCACCAGGACCGAGGUCAGCUGGCUGGCACAGUCAGCAAUGAAGCCCAAGAAAAGAGUGAAUCAAUAUCAGAGACAGGCUGCCAGAAAGCCCAGAGAGAACUCCCGUCUUCCUGGGCAAAAGUCUCCAGAUAUGUUCCCACCAACCUUGAGUUCUGUAAAAGUUAAUAACAAACCCAAAAAGAAGAGUUCUGGCUUGAAGGAAGCAGUGGGUCAGCCAAUGGAGGCAAAGAUGGUGAAGUCGACUGCAACCUCAGGCAAACCACAAACACGUGGGAAGAGACCCAAAAGAGGAGCAGCCUCGACCGCGAAGAGUUACAGAGAGCCGGACAGUGAUGACAGCCUGUCUGAACCACAGAACGCUCCCGUUGCAAAGAAAUAUACUGUGGUGCAAAAGGAGAAAAACAGAGAAUCCACUUCAGAGGAGCCUCAUCCAAAAAAGAGAGCAACCAUCUUUGCAGACCAACCUGAACAUUCAGACAAAAGGGAGGCCAGCACCGGCAGCAGCAGCAGCAGCAGGCAGUCAGAUUUUAGAAAGCAACCUGCACUAAAGCUUAGUACCAAUGAUGACCUUCAGAUUCCUUCCGGAUCAAAUAAGAAAACUGUCAUUCCUGCUCACAAACAGAGAAAGGCUUUCAAAGACUCUGUUCCCUCCGAGAACUCCUCCCCUUCUUCUGUUGAGAGGAUGAGAUCUGCAGAGGGGUCAGCCUCAACCGUGAAUUUGCCCUGCUCCGCAGUCCUCAGCCCUCAGGGGUCCCCAGUCCCUGUUAGCCCGAUGCCCGCCUGCCAAGGCGCCCCCUCGUCCGUCCCGCUGCUACGCAAACCUUGCGCCACAGUCAGCAGUAAAGGAAAAGGCAAGACGUCUUUGCACAGUUCAGGGAAGAACUUCAGUUCCUCCAAACUUCAGUUCAUGAGGUCCGAGCCCACUCCCUGUUCUCUUGAACCUGAAGUCGCUGCGUCCCGACCUCUCAAGGGGCCCAGCACAGAAAAGAAACAUCUACCCCUAAAACCUCAGCCUACAUUUGAUCUGUCCACUCAGCCGCUGUUAACCUCCACUCUCCUUCAGCCAAAAAACCCGCCUGUAACUUCCACCCCUCAGUCACCUUACCCUGAAGACAGCCCUGGUUUGGGGUGUCAGCUUGACCCCAGAAAAGCCUCAACUGAAUCCUUAGAUUCGCUGAGUCAGUCAUCCGCUAAGUCAGUAGUACUCAGCAGUAGAAGCUUCAAGGACAGCCCCAAUGUUCCAGUGAUGGUCUCCCUCCAAAGAGAGCAAACACCUCUGGCAGCUCGGGACCUUGAUGCUUCUCAGCCUCUUCUCUCAGGUCCAAGUCGCAAGCGUUGCAGCUCAAUUUCCAGUAAUUCUGAUGAAGAACAGAAGAAUAGCUUUGGAAAAGAAGUAACGAAGAAAAGCAAGAUCAGACUGCAGCACUCUCCUCGAAUAAAACCAAGGAAACUCUUCAAGUCAUUCACUGAAGUGUCCUCUUCAGAAAAGAUGAGCCUGGCAGUUUCUAGAUCUCACAUGAGCUUCACUCACUGUGGAUCCGAUGCGACCGAUGGAGACGUGGAUGUGGAUGAGAGCUUAGGUUGUCCAGACAUCUCUGUAAACCAGAGUAACCUGUACCAGCAUCUGAGCUCUGAGCUGAAAAACAAGUUGCAGAACCGUUGCAAAGUUCUGGAAAUUUACGGCAGAGAGUCUUCAAAGUCUGUGAAGCAACACAUCUCUUCCAUCGAUGUCCAGCUUAACAAACACAGAACUCAAAGGCUUGAACACGUUCAGAAGGUUCUCCUGGAGGAGAUCCACAGCAUGGAGGAGGAGGAGAACACGCUGACUAACAUGGAGACAGACCUGGCUAUCUUUUGGAAAAAACAGACAGGAACCUUUAAGAAAUAUCAGAAGCAAGAAGUCAGGAGAAAUGAAACCCUGAGGAGAGUCCUCCAGAUGAACACGUCUCCCAGCCUGAAGUACGAGGCUGAAAUAUUCACAUCAGAGAUGUGUCUGAUAAAAAAAGACAUGAAGUCUGUUCAGGACAGGCUCCUCAAUGAGAUGCUAGAGGGGGAGAUCCAGAGUGUUAAAAGAGGACUGCAUGCCUUGUUUUUCCAGUGAUGGAGUCCGGUGUGAAGGCUGCUGCGCCAUCAGACAGGUUUUUUUGUCUAUGUGUGACGUACAUAAGCCUGUUGAACUCACCGGAUGUUUAUGUAUUUUGUGCUGCACCUUAUGGUCCAGGUUCUGUAUUUACAUUCCCCUCAGCUGUUGUGCUUUUCUUAUCCAUGUUGUCAAAGUUCAAUGAACUUUCUUCUUUGUUGAAAUGUUCGAAACUUUUAUGCUUCAGAUCAGAAGUUCCUAAAAAGUCAUUUUAAUAUUUAUUCUUAAAUAAUUUAUUUAGAUUAACUAGUGAGAAUUGCAGACUAAGUGUUUGAGUUCUUAAAUGUGUGUUUUAACAUAACAUAACAAACUGGCUUUAAUUUUUCAAAUAAAUAUGUUCAAAAACACAA